ACCCCUCCCCCCGUCUCCUCCUCUUCUCCCCUCCCCCCUCGCGUCUGUGGCGGCUAUCUUCGUGUCCCUCUCCCUCCUCCUCCCCCUCUCCUAGGGUUUAUCCACCACCACCUAUCGCCUCUACCUACCACAAGAAUUUUUUUUACCAUCUAUAUUCCACCCCUGCCUUCUUUGCCCCCCGUACCUCCUGGAAUUUUCGCCUUCUUGGGAUCCAAUCCGCGAGGAGGGAAAGAAGGCGGGUUUAGAUCGAACUGGGACGGAGGGAGGAGGAGGAGGAGGAACCAUGGCGGCCGUUGCUCCUGGCGCUGGCGACCAGGCUACUGACAUGAUGCAGAAGCUGUCGUUGGAGAGCAAGAAGGAAGGCGCCACCCCUGACGCUACCAAGAAGCCUGCCGGGAUGCCCUAUGGAUCUGCAAGCGCCGGCGAUGCGCAGAAUGCGGCGUCGCCGGUGGACAGGUCGAUCACUCCCCUGCUCCAGGAGGCCGUGAAUGCCAACAUCUUGUAUCAGACCAAUGGAUAUGGACCCUCAGCAUAUUACUAUCCUACUGGUUAUGACGGCUCAGCCAAUGAAUGGGACUCCAGAUAUGCUGCCCAUGAUGGAACGGAGAUGCCUCCUCAGAGUGUUUAUGGUGACAUGUAUGGAUAUGGCUAUGCUCCCUAUGGCCCAUAUCCUUCUGGUUCUCCUGUCCCAACUGUUGGGCAUGAUGGCCAGUCAUACGGCGCACAGCAUUACCAGUACCCUGGUCAAUAUUAUCAGCAACCAGCUCCAACCAAUGCAAGCCAUGGCGUCAAUGCUGUCAAUUCUCAGUCUGAGAUGCCCUCUGUUGCUGCUCACCAGGCACGUGUUCCGGUUGAAUCAGCAAAAGCUAGUGCCAAUGGGACUGCUAAUGGGAUGGCAAAUACUAACAGUAGUUCAUUAGCACGUAAGCAAACCCAUCAAAAUGUAUCAGUAUUAAACAAUGGUUCAUAUGGAGGAGGGACUUUGCAAGGUGGACCAUCUGCUAACAAUUAUGGUCACAGUGGUCUUCAUUCUCCAGUUCAGUGGUAUGAUGGGCCAGUCUACUCUAAUGGGCAUCAGAGAUCAAAUACUAAUUCCACAUCUUAUGGUUCUAACUCGUAUUCAGCAAAAAAUCAGAGCCAGCGCCCAACUGCAAACCUCAUGGGUAUGCAUGCACAGAUACCUUCGUCGGGAAUGGGUUUGACAUCUCCUAGUUAUCAUACCAGGAUGUACCCAGACAACAGAUUAUAUGGGCAGUAUGGUCAGUAUGGGAACGCACUUAAAACUGGGCUUGGUUUCGGAUCAAAUAUGUACAACUCCAGAAAUAAUGGACGGUGGGGAAUUGUUGAUAGCAAGUACAAGCCUAGAGGUCGUGCAUCUUUUGGUUUUGGCAGUGAGAACCAAGAUGGCUUCACUGAGCUUAACAGAGGACCAAGAUCUGGAGGAUUCAAGCACCAAAAACAGUUUGGACCUUCUGUCACUAUUGCUGUGAAGGGCCAAGCCCUCCCCUCAGUCGGGAAACAGGAGAAUAGUGCCAUUCCAGAUAAGGGCCAAUUCAACCAGGAAGGUUUUCCAGUAACAUACAAAGAUGCAAAGUUCUUUGUUAUCAAAUCUUACAGUGAGGAUGAUGUGCACAAAAGUAUAAAAUACAAUGUGUGGGCAAGCACUCCUAAUGGAAACAAGAAGCUGGAUGCUGGAUACCGUGAAGCGCAGGAGAAAUCCAGUGAAUGCCCAGUCUUCUUGUUCUUCUCUGUAAACACAAGUGGCCAGUUUGUUGGUGUUGCUGAAAUGGUUGGUCCUGUUGAUUUUGAGAAGACAGUGGAUUAUUGGCAACAAGACAAGUGGAAUGGGUGUUUUCCAAUCAAGUGGCAUGUUGUCAAGGAUGUACCCAACAACAUCUUGAAGCACAUUACAUUGGAUAACAACGACAAUAAGCCUGUGACAAACAGCCGUGACACACAAGAGGUUAAGCUUGAGCAAGGUCUUGAAAUGCUCAAGAUUUUCAAGGACCACAUCAGCAAGACAUCAAUCUUGGAUGAUUUUGGUUUUUACGAGAACCGGCAAAAGCUGAUGCAGGAGAAGAGAGCUAAGCAGCAACUGCUUCAAGGACAGGGCUCUCUUGACAAUGCUUCACAUGAAAAGGAGAAGAAUGCAAUUGAUGGGAAAUCCACAGCUCAGAAGCAGGCAUUGAGCAAGGAGGGCACCCCUAUUGUCGGCGAAAUGCUGAACGCCUCAAAAUCUGCAGUUGAAAGCAGUGUAACAAAUGGCAAUUAGCGCGAUAUAUUUUCUGCGUUAAUUGCCACAGCCGAGCAGUCAGAUUGUGCAAAUUCUGAAGGUUCGCGGCGUGGCUGAGCGAUAGCUACUUGGGUUGGGACUUGGCAACUAAAUUUCGUAACAGACUUUCUAUAGGCUUGGUGCCUGGGGAGUGGGUCAGUUCUUACUUUGAUUUUAGCUCGUGUGACUGGUUUUUUGCGUCGUUAGGUCUCAUAUAUUACUCUUAUGACAUCGGGUUUUAUGUAACCCUUAUCCUUUUUGUUUUUUUUAGCCUUUUCAUCUAUUGUUAUUGUUAGCGAAGCAUCCAAAUUUCGAUAAAUCUGAACAACAGUAAGGUAGUUUUCCGAGUUUUGCAGCACUGGAGAAGGUAAUAAGACAAGAACUCUGGUUUUGGUUGGUCCUCC
Messenger RNA from Oryza sativa Japonica Group (Japanese rice), 2676 nucleotides. RefSeq names its product YTH domain-containing protein ECT4. Gene Ontology annotation, molecular function: mRNA binding. Gene Ontology annotation, cellular component: cytoplasm. Gene Ontology annotation, biological process: mRNA destabilization. NCBI's taxonomy places the organism in Eukaryota, Viridiplantae, Streptophyta, Magnoliopsida, Poales, Poaceae. The record is from RefSeq and is a predicted model, not a curated record.